CGGAUCCACGGUCACGCGUGCGCUCCCGAACGUCGCGUCGGCACCGGCUAGCAGCCCCUCCUAGGGACACACAACACCGGGCGGGAGUCGGAGGGGCACAAGUGUGGAUUUAAAGUGCAGCGGAGUAGCGGAGCCACCCCAAGUCUCUACAUUGCGCGCGUGGGGUCCCGGGGGAUCGCGCAGUCUGAGGAGCGGCUGAGUGUGCGGCUAAGAGCACUUGACGGUGUAAUAAUAUUCCGGGGGGCGGGAUCUCAGCCCCUGAAUAAGUAAAGUAGCUCGACUUGUGCAGACGGGAAAGGCGCGUUUGCUUUGCGCUGCGCUGCAGCCGUGUGUCGAUGCCUCUCCGCUCCGCCGUUGCUCGUCCUUCCCCGGGAUUUCAGGGUAUUUCGUCUCCUUCGAUGAGGGUCGGCGAUCUCGCGUGGUGACUUACAAAGAACGGGGAAAGAAAAGGAGAACUGCUCGGAGCCCAUGGAGGAAGACGUUAUGGACAAACUGGAUGACAUGGCCUCUGUCAGCGACUUUGACCCCAUCACGGGCAACAUCCCGGCCACUAAAGUGGAAAUCACGGUGUCUUGCAGAAAUCUUCUCGAUAAGGACACCUUCUCCAAAUCAGACCCUCUCUGUGUGCUUUACAUUCAGGGCAUCGAGUCCAAGCAGUGGAGGGAGUUUGGGCGGACAGAGGUGAUUGACAACACGCUGAACCCCGACUUUGUCCGCAAGUACAUCCUUGACUACUUCUUUGAAGAGAAACAGAAUCUGCGCUUUGAUCUGUAUGAUGUGGAUUCAAAGAGCCCUGAUCUGUCCAAACACGACUUCCUGGGUCAGACUUACUGCACGCUGGGCGAGAUUGUGGGCUCUCCGGGGAGUCGGCUGGAGAAGCCUCUGAGUGGCAUCCCAGGGAAAAAAUGUGGCACCAUCAUUCUGUCAGCAGAGGAGCUAGGCAAUUGCAGGGACAGUGCCACCAUGCAGUUCUGUGCCAACAAGUUGGACAAGAAGGACUUUUUUGGAAAAUCCGACCCCUUUAUGGUCUUUUACAGGAGCAACGAAGAUGGGACGUUUACAAUUUGCCAUAAGACAGAAGUUGUGAAGAACACACUGAAUCCUGUGUGGCAGUCCUUCUCCAUCCCAGUGAGAGCCCUGUGUAAUGGAGACUAUGACAGGACCAUCAAAGUGGAGGUUUAUGACUGGGAUCGAGAUGGCAGCCAUGACUUCAUUGGAGAAUUCACCACCAGCUAUCGAGAACUGGCCAGAGGGCAAAGCCAGUUUAACGUGUAUGAGGUGGUGAAUCCAAAGAAGAAAAUGAAAAAGAAGAAAUAUGUCAACUCUGGAACGGUCACGCUGCUCUCGUUUACUGUGGAGUCGGAGUACACGUUCCUGGACUACAUCAAAGGCGGCACCCAGAUAAAUUUCACAGUAGCCAUUGACUUCACUGCGUCCAAUGGCAACCCAUCUCAGUCCACAUCACUACACUACAUGAACCCGUACCAGAUGAAUGCGUAUGCCAUGGCUCUGAAGGCGGUUGGAGAGAUCAUUCAGGAUUAUGACAGUGACAAGAUGUUCCCAGCGCUGGGGUUUGGUGCCAAGCUCCCUCCUGAUGGAAGAGUUUCCCACGAGUUCCCUUUGAAUGGCAAUAUUGAAAACCCGUACUGUAAUGGCAUAGAAGGCAUACUAGAAGCAUACCACCAGAGUCUGAAGACAGUCCAGCUUUAUGGGCCAACAAAUUUUGCACCAGUUGUCAACCACGUGGCAAGAUAUGCAGCUGCUGUGCAAGAUGGCUCCCAGUACUUCGUCCUGCUAAUUAUCACAGAUGGUGUCAUAUCAGAUAUGGCUCAAACAAAAGAAGCCAUCGUUAACGUGAGUAGAGUCAUUUUGUUGCUAUGUCCUCUUUUCUUCUCUCCACAGUUCGUUCCUUUCAGGGAUUACAUCGACCGAACCGGCAACCAUGUCCUCAGCAUGGCCAGGCUUGCCAAGGACGUUCUGGCUGAAAUCCCGGACCAGUUUAUCUCCUACAUGAAAUCACGAGGGAUCAAACCCAAUCCGGCCCCACCUCCUUACACACCCAUGGGCCACACGGUCCACACGGUGCACACGCAGAUUUGAAUCUACAGGCAAGACACAGCAAGAAAACAAGCAGCAAGGCCUUUUGGGGGGUCUUACGCCUUGGGAGGGGUGGGGGGUGUGAGCAUCCGUCAGUUAGAAACUGUGUGCGGGUGACAUGGGGUCCGCAGAUGUGCUGUGAGGGAUUUUACUGAUUUCUUGAUUUAUCUUUAACCAGUGGCGUGCCAGGCUGGUAAGAGCGGUCUCCGCUCCGCGGAUCCAACCUGCCCGUGUCCGUCCCUAUGUGUGUCGCUGAGUGAGUAGUGGCAGUCUGUAGAUGCGAUUGUGUCUUUUACUCAAUGAAGUUUACACACUUCAAAUGUAGAGUUUGAAAUCGUUACAUGAAACUAAGGCGGCAUAUAUUUUUGGGGAUUUUUUUUGAUUGAUAUGUUCAAUCCUGGCCUCUCCUUCUAAACACGGGAGGACCGCCACAUGAAAUUGAUGUGACGUUGAGUCAGUUUUGAAGCCAGUCCGAGGUCCAUAAUGCAUAUUAACUGGAUAAUACAGACCAUCUCAUCUGCUAAGCAGGACAGAGAAGGGAGUUCAGUAAUGUCAAGCUGAACAGAGCGAUUAACUGUCAUCGUCAAAUUGUCCCCUAUUCAAGAGAAAGGUGUGUUGACAAGAGUUCAGGAAUAUGCUGUUGUGAUCUGAAGGAAAGACAUCUGACUCUGGGUAUCACAGUGGCUUAGUGGGUAGCCUCGCCAUCUUAUAGAACUGGAAGCCUAAUUCUAUAAUAAUAAUAAUAAUAAUAAUUCCUUACAUUUAUAUAGCGCCUUUCUCACUAUUCAAAGUGUUUCAUUGAGUUGGGAGCCACUUCAUCUACCACUAAUGUGUAAUCCCCCUGGACAGCAGCCAUUUUUGUGCCAGUACACUCACCAUACAUUAGCUAUUAGGUGGUGAAGGGGUGAGAGAGAGAUAGCCAGUUAGAGACAGGGGAUGAUUAGGAGGGCACAAUGACCAGGCCAUGGUGGGCAAUUCAGCCAGGACAUGAGAUGUGUACCACUCUUUAGGAAGGAUGCCCAGGGAUCAUUGAUGGCCACAGAGAGUCAGGACCUCGGUAUUACAUCUCAACUGAAAGAUGGCACCA
Polypterus senegalus (gray bichir) is the source of this 3184-nucleotide messenger RNA. Its product is annotated as copine-5-like. Gene Ontology annotation, molecular function: calcium-dependent phospholipid binding. NCBI's taxonomy places the organism in Eukaryota, Metazoa, Chordata, Cladistia, Polypteriformes, Polypteridae. Gene Ontology annotation, biological process: cellular response to calcium ion. Bases 469 to 2100 code for a protein of 543 amino acids. The record is from RefSeq and is a predicted model, not a curated record. The transcript has 18 exons. Gene Ontology annotation, cellular component: plasma membrane.